Psilocybe cubensis is the source of this 789-nucleotide messenger RNA. RefSeq lists its product as uncharacterized. Gene Ontology annotation, molecular function: misfolded protein binding; ubiquitin-specific protease binding. The record is from RefSeq and is a predicted model, not a curated record. NCBI's taxonomy places the organism in Eukaryota, Fungi, Basidiomycota, Agaricomycetes, Agaricales, Agrocybaceae. Gene Ontology annotation, cellular component: Hrd1p ubiquitin ligase ERAD-L complex; endoplasmic reticulum membrane. Bases 1 to 789 code for a protein of 262 amino acids. The transcript is spliced from 5 exons. Gene Ontology annotation, biological process: endoplasmic reticulum unfolded protein response.
AUGGACCAAAUCAUUGCCGAGAUCAAGAAAAUUCCCCCAGUGACUAGAUUCAUUUGUGGAUCUUCACUGGUGGUGACUCUCUCUUUGAUUUUAAACACUGUUUCGUUCUACUCAGUAGCCUUCCGAUGGAAUUUUAUAUACCCGAAAUUUCAGCUUUGGCGUCUAUGGUCGUCUUUCUUUGUAGGAGGUGGAGGGCUGAUGUACAUAUUUGAGCUUAUGAUGCUAUAUCGCACUUCGAACGACAUUGAAACCAAGGCGUAUUUCUUGCGAUCCGCUGACUAUGCCUACCAACUCAUCUGGGCGUGUGUUGCUAUCAUCUUCACGACGUGGCCGUUCUCGCCUUCUAUUUUCACCCGACCCUUCCUAUUAUGCCUCGUUUACGUAUACGCCGCCCUCGCCCCUCCAUCGACCAUGACAUCCAUCAUGGGUCUUGUCACCGUUCCAGUGAUAUACUACCCAUACAUCCUUAUUGCAUUUGACCUCCUUUCAGGCGGUCCUCAGGUGGCAGCGUUGUCCGUGGCCGGCGCUGUUGUUGGCCAUCUUUGGUGGUGGACUGUUUGGGGCGGAGAAAUGGCCUCUCGCGGAGUGUUGAGCAACAGAGCAAGGGCGCCACGCUGGUUGUGCAAUUUGAUGGGACAGACGAACCAAGCAGGGCCGCCCCCAGCGGCUGGAGGUACUGCGCAGAGUCUGGCCCGCGGUGGAAUUUACGUUACAGCACCACGACAAGCUGCAGAGGCGGGGAAUCCUUCAGGACACACUUGGGGAAGUGGAAGGCGGCUGGGUAGCUGA